AUGGAAAACCAAAGCACUUCCCACUUCAAGCUAUCGGCGACGUCCUGCGGCACCUGUGGCAUCCACUUCGACAGCCCAGACACCCGCCGCGCGCACUCGAAAAGCCAAUGGCACGUCACCAACCUCAAACGCCGCGUCGCCGGCCUAGAGCCCCUCACAGCGGCGCAGUUCGCCGCCACCGAAGGACCCACCGCGCCGAGCAGCCCCACAACCGCCGCAUCGGAGGCGUCCGGGUCGUCGUCCUCGUCCGUCUCCGACGCCGAGAUCGACUCUGAACCCGAGGGCGAGUUCGUGCCCGAAGAAUGUCUUUUUUGCAACAUCGUCUCGGAGGACUUUGACGAAAAUGUCGCGCACAUGCAGAAGACCCACGGGAUGUUCAUCCCGGAUAAAGAGAGACUCAUCGUCGAUCUCGAGACGCUGGUGCGAUAUCUUCACUUGGUUGUCUACGGCUACCGCGAGUGUCUCCAGUGCGGAACGCAACGGCGGACUUCUGCGGCCGUGCAACAGCAUAUGGUUGGCAAGAAUCAUUGCCGCUUCGAUAUCAACGCCGAGGAUUCCGAGUACAUAGACUUUUACGAGAAGCACACCGAGGAUGGAGGAGAAGGAGAGGGAGGGAGUGUAACAAGAAAGGCCAUCGCAGAUGCCGUCGAAGAAGGAAGCUCCAUCCACCUACCCUCCGGCAAGACGCUCGCCCACCGUUCCGCCCCAGGUCCAUCCCGUCCUCGAAACAAGACCACCGCAUCUCCUUCCAAAGACCUCCUAGAAGCCGGACCCGAACUCGACGAGUCCAACGCCAGCUUCCAGCUCACAGCACCACCGGCCUCCGAGAACAAACCAGACAGCAAGGCGCUCACGCGAGCUCAGAAGCAAGAAACCCUCGUCGAGACCCAGCUGGCGCGCAUGAGCCUCAACGACCGCGCGGCCCUCGCGCACCUCCCCGCCGCUGAGCAGAGGAGUCUUCUCGUGAAGCAGAAGAAGCAGCUUGACAAGGCCGAAAAGGCGGCCAGGAGGCUUCAGACAAGGCUGGAGAUGAAGGCGAAUGUCGCAGGGCAGGGGCGUUUCAAGAGUGAUGUACCGGGACCGAAGAACGGCUAA
Messenger RNA from Colletotrichum karsti, 1095 nucleotides. RefSeq names its product pre-60s factor. The transcript has a single exon. Lineage: Eukaryota; Fungi; Ascomycota; Sordariomycetes; Glomerellales; Glomerellaceae. Bases 1 to 1095 code for a protein of 364 amino acids. Gene Ontology annotation, biological process: ribosomal large subunit biogenesis. Gene Ontology annotation, cellular component: preribosome, large subunit precursor. The record is from RefSeq and is a predicted model, not a curated record.